AUGUCUAUCUCUGGCAACAGUCGAAAUCUCAGGUCUAAAAAUGCUGUCGUUCAGAACGCUCGCCAAUCCCAUGACGACCUUGAGCACGACACACCUGUCGACGACGUCACUGCGGACAUGGCUGAGCCAGACAACGGCCAGUCUGACGAUGAUCCUACUAUUCUAGCUGCCAGCGAACCCGACGAGCCUCCAAGUCGCCGGUACUCCACGCGCCCAAGCAACAACCCUCAUCCCGCACUCGCUGCUGGUUUGGCCAAGCGAAGCCAGGCUGAUAUUCGGAAGGAAGCCCAGCGGAAAAGGGACGAGAAGGAAGCCGAGUGGAAGCGGAAGGAAGCCGCUGGAGAGAAGCGUCAGCUGGAGCUAGAGCAGAAGCUCCAGAAGCUUGCGGCCCUAGAGCAGGAAUUGAGGACACGUCGGGCGGUAGAGAUGGCUGAGCUGGUCUCCAGUCGCCGCGAUGUGCCGGAACCUGGUGAGGAUGAAAGCGAAGUUGUGAUCGUGGACUCGGAUAGGGACGUGCCGGAAGGGAUGAUCGCUACUUGCAAUACCUCUGAUGAAGAGAACACCAUGAAUCUGACGGCAAAGGAGAUCAAUGAAGAUGAAGGUCGUGGCAGACUUGAGUCUGAUGACGCGCUAGCAUCAGAGGAUUCUGACGUUGACGUUGAUGACGGGAUACUGUCAGGACAGAAACGGAAAGCUAAGAAACCUCCGGCGAAGCCACCGAAACCGAAAGCACGGAAGAAGCUCACACAGAAGGAAAAGAGGCAAGAGUUCUUGCGAGAGGCUGAGAACGCGAAGGGCGUGCAGCGGGCUGUGGCGGGAGAGUCCACUAGUCGUCAGAAUCGGGCUAGCGAGCUUGAGGCGUCGGCGAGAAAGGCAAAAUCCAAACAGCCGCCAUUGACCGCAAAGCAGCCCGCAAAACCGAAGUUGCAACCUAAGUCAGGCGCUGCGAAGAAAUCAGGUCCAUCGGCGCCGAAGUCUAAGGCGCCUGCACUCUCGCUCAACCUCCCCACUAUGGGCUUGAAAGCAGACUGGAAAGCUGUGGUUGCUCGCCGCUUCUCUACCCCCGAGCCAUCUGCUCAGCGACUCUCCUCAUCUGCUGCAGGCUCCUCUGGCCAGGCCGCUACUCCAACUCCACGGCUCGGCGGUGCAGCUCAUCGGACCGCCAACGUGAAGCGUUCGAGGCGCCAGGAUUCCCUCGAGAAUAUUGGAGGCUUCACCGAUGCCGACGUCACAGUUGGUAUUGGCUCACUUUCAUCGUCUGUCGUUCAGCACCGCCAUAGUGGGCAGAUGGUCCGGGUCGUGGGUGGAGUGAACACAGAGGAGGGAGACGGCCACUCCGGAACGGCUACUACAAAGAAGCGACGCGCUAAGACCGUUGUCUCGGACGAGAAGUCGCUCGCUGUUCAGUCAUUACCUUCCUUUGCAGAGCAUCAUUGGAAGUCGACAUUCGUGCCGACCAUGCUUCAGAUGCUCAGGCAGACAGAGCGACCCUGGGUGUAUGCAAGUGGGAAGACACCUGCCGAAGAUAAUCUCUUGAUCGACAUCGUCCAAGGGCUUGUCGACGCGUUCUGGCCCGAGGAGCAGUAUCACGUCAACGGGAGUGAUAAGAUCUACAGAAUCGCACGACAGGCGGUCGUUGACUGGCGUGCGCGAUUUGUGUCGCGCACCAAGUCUUUUGUCAAGAAGAGUCUGGAGAAGCAGGGGUCCUCUGAACAGAUCGCCAUCUUCGUGAAGGGAGCACUGGUGCGAAGUAACGGGGCCGCGUUUUGGGAGAGAUGUGAUGCCGAGAACGGCUGCGGCGUUGGGGCGCUCAAGUCGCGAUACGUACUCAAGUCAUUUGCAACCCACCUUGCUGCAAUUGAGGGGAGCCAGCUGAAGGAAAACGACGUGAAGCCCGCUCGCGGCGCCCUAGCCCUUGCUGCUACUGCACACACUGUAGUACACUGUAGUCACCAGGACUUAACAGAUAGUGACAUAUGGCACUAG
This is a messenger RNA of Rhodofomes roseus, 1986 nucleotides long. RefSeq lists its product as uncharacterized. The transcript is spliced from 8 exons. NCBI's taxonomy places the organism in Eukaryota, Fungi, Basidiomycota, Agaricomycetes, Polyporales, Fomitopsidaceae. The record is from RefSeq and is a predicted model, not a curated record. Bases 1 to 1986 code for a protein of 661 amino acids.